AUGCCGGAGCAGAGCAACGACUACCGUGUGGUGGUGUUUGGGGCCGGCGGCGUGGGCAAGAGCUCCCUGGUCCUCCGCUUCGUCAAGGGCACCUUCCGGGACACCUACAUCCCCACUGUGGAGGACACCUAUCGUCAGGUGAUCAGCUGUGACAAGAGCGUGUGCACCCUCCAGAUCACCGACACCACGGGCAGCCACCAGUUUCCCGCCAUGCAGCGCUUGUCCAUAUCCAAGGGCCACGCCUUCAUCCUGGUCUACUCUGUCACCAGCCGCCAGUCCCUGGAGGAGCUCAAGCCCAUCUACCAGCAGGUGCUUGCCAUCAAGGGCAGCGUGGACGCCAUCCCUGUCAUGCUGGUAGGCAACAAGAGUGACGAAACCCAGCGUGAGGUGGAGACCACGGAGGGUGAGGCGCAGGCUGCAGCAUGGAAGUGUGCCUUCAUGGAAACCUCUGCCAAGAUGAACUACAACGUCAAAGAGCUCUUCCAGGAGCUGCUCACCCUGGAGAAGAAGAGGAACAUGAGUCUGAGCAUCGAUGGCAAGCGCUCCGGCAAGCAGAAGCGUGCCGACAAGCUCAAGGGCAAGUGCAGCAUCAUGUAG
Molecule: messenger RNA, 597 nt
Organism: Oncorhynchus nerka (sockeye salmon)
Lineage: Eukaryota; Metazoa; Chordata; Actinopteri; Salmoniformes; Salmonidae
Product: GTP-binding protein Di-Ras1
Exons: 1
Coding region: 1-597 (198 amino acids)
Biological process (GO): signal transduction
Cellular component (GO): plasma membrane
Molecular function (GO): GTPase activity; GTP binding; GDP binding
Source: RefSeq, a predicted model, not a curated record